This is a messenger RNA of Oryctolagus cuniculus (rabbit), 3860 nucleotides long. It is a transcript of the gene B3GNT2, whose product is annotated as UDP-GlcNAc:betaGal beta-1,3-N-acetylglucosaminyltransferase 2. The record is from RefSeq and is a predicted model, not a curated record. Gene Ontology annotation, biological process: poly-N-acetyllactosamine biosynthetic process; protein O-linked glycosylation. Gene Ontology annotation, molecular function: N-acetyllactosaminide beta-1,3-N-acetylglucosaminyltransferase activity. Lineage: Eukaryota; Metazoa; Chordata; Mammalia; Lagomorpha; Leporidae. Gene Ontology annotation, cellular component: Golgi membrane.
GGAUCAGGUUUUUGCGAGAGGGCCUGAUGAAGAUGAGGCUGGGUUGCCUUUCUCUCCUGCACCGGGAGCAUGGCACCCCUACCCCCGCAGCUCCUCCACUCUGCUUGGGUGUGUCAUGCAAGUUUCUGACCCUGGCAGCUGGCUUAACUGACCUGUGGAGUGAGGACCUCAGCCGCCACUUUGCAGGGCUGUGUAUCCAGCUGGGCCAUUGGCACUUGUGCUGGCCCACGGACAAGCCCUGUUGAAUGGGUGGAGACCGGCGUGCAGUGGUUAGCUUGUCUCGUUACAAGGAGCGUAUGUGACACCUCUAUCUCUCUCUUCCCUUUCUUCCAUCCCACAGGGUGUCAGACUCUUGAACAGCCUUCCUGUUGGUUCCCUUUCCUCAAAUGCAUUAUUUAAAAAUCCCUGCACAGGCCAAUUUUGCGGAAUUUUCUAUGCUUUCCGUGCCCGUUUUCUGAGAGUGGAUCAGACGCGCUCUCUGCGAGUCGCCAAGUCCUGGGUGCUUGGACCCCUGGUGCCGGCUUCCCUGGCUGUCAGGGCCAGUUCUCUCUGGAGAAAGCACAUCACUGGAGAGCUUCGUCCUAAGGGCCGAGACACUGAGACUUCCCCAGGGAAUUUAUGAAAUGACUUAAAAUACACACAGUGAAUGUCACUGGUAUAAAUUUAAAUAUUUAUUGAAGUUACAGAAGAGUGCUAUUUUUAAUAAGCUGUAUGUAAUCCCGAGUUGUGGCCUGUUCAAACAAUGCUUUCCUGGCCACUGUGUUUAUUCUAGAAGGGAAACAAGUGUGAGUAUUGGAGGAAAAUGACAGAGAUGCUCUCGAAUUGUGUUUCCUGGGGAACGAGACUUGGCAGAUAUAAUUUAAAGGCCCUGGGAAGGGCAGUGAUUAUUUUGAAAGAGUAUUUUGUAGAGCGCUGACUGAAAAUAAUAUACAUAGUCCUUUAUGCCAGGGAAAUUGGCAGAUUGAAUUUGGGUGCCCAGCUGCUUAAUAAUAAAGUGUGAUCAUGGCAUUACCACACCACCUAUGAAACUAAGCCGUGGGAAUUCAGGUACUUUUGGGAGUCAAUCUGAAAGAUUUGAGGGGGUUGACUUUUAGUUUUGUUAAUUGGUCAUCUGUUGAAGUUUUGACGUGUCUUAUUACGUAAAACGACGUAAUCGCCUUCCAAGUACCUAUGUGAAAGUAUUCUUAACCGAUGUCACCAGCUUUUCUGCGUGUGUCUGCAGACCGAGUAGCCCAGGUGACAGUCACCAGGUCUCCCUCCCAUGCCCGUUGCCAGCACACCAAGAUUGCCCAGCCAGGGCGCGUGGCCUACUUACUUUCAGAAGCCUUUAUGCAAGAUAUGAGAAAUGAGUGUUGGACGUCGAAGAAUAAAGCUGUUGGGUAUCCUGAUGAUGGCAAAUGUCUUCAUUUAUCUGAUUGUGGAAGUCUCCAAAAGCAGCAGCCAAGAAAAAAAUGGAAAGGGGGAAGUGAUCAUACCCAAAGAAAAGUUCUGGAAGAUCUCUAACCCUCCCCAGGCGUACUGGAACAGGGAACAAGAAAAGCUGAACAGGAGGUACAAUCCCAUCUUGAACAUGUUGGCCAACCAGUCAGGGGAGGCAUCCGGGCCUUCAAACAUAAGCCAUCUGAACUACUGUGAACCUGACCUGAGGGUGCCAGCGGCCGUGACGGAUUUUAACAACUUGCCGGACAGGUUUAAAGACUUUCUGCUGUAUCUGAGAUGUCGAAAUUACUCUCUGCUUAUCGAUCAGCCGGGUAAGUGCGCAAAGAAGCCCUUCUUACUGUUGGCCAUCAAGUCCCUCACGCCACACUUCGCCCGGAGGCAGGCGAUUCGGGAGUCGUGGGGCCGAGAGACCCACGUGGGCAACCAGAGCGUGGUGCGCGUCUUCCUGCUGGGCCAGACGCCGCCGGAGGACAACCACCCCGACCUUUCCGACAUGGUGAAGUUCGAGAGCGAGAAGCACCAAGACAUCCUCCUGUGGAACUACAGAGACACCUUCUUCAACUUGUCUCUGAAGGAGGUGCUGUUUCUCCGCUGGGUGAGCACCUCCUGCCCGGACACCGAGUUCGUGUUCAAGGGGGACGACGACGUGUUCGUGAACACCCAUCACAUCCUCAAUUACUUGAACAGCUUAGCCAGGAACAAAGCCAAAGACUUGUUCAUCGGCGACGUGAUCCACAACGCGGGGCCUCACCGGGAUAAGAAACUCAAGUACUACAUCCCGGAAGUGGUGUACUCGGGGGUGUACCCGCCGUACGCGGGGGGCGGCGGCUUCCUGUACUCGGGCCGCCUGGCGCUGCGCCUGUACAACGUCACCGACCGCGUGCACCUCUACCCCAUCGACGACGUGUACACUGGGAUGUGCCUUCAGAAACUCGGCCUCGUUCCUGAGAAGCACAAAGGCUUCAGGACAUUCGACAUCGAGGAGAAAAACAAGAAUAACAUUUGUUCCUAUGUAGACCUGAUGUUAGUGCAUAGUAGGAAACCUCAGGAGAUGAUUGAUAUCUGGUCUCAGUUGCAGAGCGCUCAUUUAAAAUGCUAACAUAGAUGCAAACUAGAUUUUGCUGAACUAGUUCCCGUGUGUCCCGCUCCCGUGAGGGCGAUUCCCCUGUUAGCCGGCAGAAUCGUCUAGAGAAGUAAUUUCCCUUUGAAAGCCUCCAAACCCUUCCAGUUGGUACUUCGGUGAAGGGGGAAGCAAAAGACAAUGAUUUUUGACAGAGAAGGGGGCAGGACACCUGGCUUUGAUCCUUUCUGCUGGCAAGUUGGUGGUCACUUUUCUAAUUAUCCCCCUUCUCGUCAGAAAUCAUUAAGUUUCUAGAAUUUACCGCUUUAAGUUAUUUUUGGUUUGUCCUCCUGUGUGGAUAACAUUACCCUUAUAAUACUGAUUUGUGUACAAUCCAGGUAUUUGUAAACAUAUUGGCAACAAAGACUUUGUUAUAUGUGAUUCAGUGGUUUUUGUAAAAUGGAAUUAUGUUUAUUUUCAUGUAAUUUGGUUGAAUUUUAAAAAUUGUCCAGAAAAUUGACUUUUGUCAAAAUUUUCUGCCACCCAACAGUAUUUUCUUGUGUUAAUCUAAUUAGUUCAUUUUGCAAAAAUAAGAAUCACUGUGUGACCCUCAUCCAGUUUAUCUUGUUGUGGUCCUAUGGCCGUAACAAGAGACAGAGUGUGUGUAAGUUUAAUUUCUUCUUGUAUUUGGUUUGCUGGGUGGUAUCGUAAUAGUUACCUACUUUUAGUAUUUGAAAAUGAUGAGUAUGAUUCCAGAAUAGCCAACUCAAGAUGAGAUCGCCCCUAACAGCCAUAUUGGGUUUGUGAAUUUUCAGUGUGGACCAGAAACGCAUAGAAGUAACCGUUGAACCCGAAGUGAAAAGAUUGAAGUUGCAGACCUUUUUCAUCACUGAGUUGUCAGCUUAAGACUCCAGGAUUCUAUCCUUGCCAUAUUUUCACAAGUUGCUUAUACAGAAUCCUUACUCUGAGUAGUGAUGGCCUCCCUGUCUCAGUGUAGAAGUGCCUGUGUUUUUAUUUAUUGCUCAGAUCAAAGACCAAAACAUUUUCUUAAAUAUAUUUUGUGUAAUAUUUUAUUUGUAUACAGUGUUGUUGAUGAGAUAUUUAACUAGAGCAUGAUAUUUUAAAUGUUAAGGUGUAAAAUAUGUUAAAUAAAGCUAACUGUUAUUUUUGGAUUUUAAGAUUGUUUUUUGGGGGUGUGAACUAUUAGAGUUGAUAAAAUUCUGCCAAACUAUUGCUUAUAUGUACUAUCUUGUAACAUGCUUUCUUGAACUAUUUUUGUGUUUAUAGAGAUGAGGGUCUUAUCAGAUGCGAGAGUGGGGACUGUACAAAAGUGGAAAUAAAGUUGAUGUAUUUUUAAUUA